Messenger RNA from Danio rerio (zebrafish), 1141 nucleotides. NCBI's taxonomy places the organism in Eukaryota, Metazoa, Chordata, Actinopteri, Cypriniformes, Danionidae. The record is from RefSeq and is a predicted model, not a curated record.
AUGACGUCAGCACUGACGCGUUCACUCAGCGUCGAGUCUUCAGAGCUGAGUGAAAGACAAAGACAGAGUUUAUUGAAGGACAGUGAGAAGAUGAGUGAUCCAGAACCCUGCAGAAUUAAACAGGAAGAGACUGAAGAACUAAUAGGUGUGAAGGUGGAAGAGAGUGAAGCACUGAGUGAAGAUGAGGAGAAACAUCAUGUCAAAAAUGUUAAGGUGGAGAAGAGUGAAGCACUGAGUGAAGAUGAGGAGAAACAUCAUGUCAAAGAGCUGAAUGAAGACAUGAAAAUUUGCUUUAAUGUUCAUUCAAAGACUAAACCUUUUCUAUGCUCUUUGUGCGGGAAGAGUUACAAUUAUCCACACGGUUUAAGGCAACAUCAGAGGACUCACACUGGAGAGAAACCGUACAAGUGUUCAGACUGCCACAAGAGAUUCAGCCAGUCACAUUAUCUGAGAAGACACCAGGUGACUUACACUGGAAAGAAACAUUACAAGUGUUCACACUGCGAGCGAACAUUCAGUGAGUCAGAAAAUCUGACAACACAUGAGAGGAUUCACACUGGAGAGAAACGAUUCAGAUGCGCUCAGUGUGGGAACGGUUUCAUGCAAUUGUCAGACCUUAAUCGACACAUGCUGAUCCACACAGGAGAGAAAAACCACAAGUGUGUUCAUUGUGGGAGGAGUUACAGACAAUCGUCAGACCUUAGUCGACACAUGAUGAUCCACAUUGGAGAGAAAAAACACAAAUGUGAUCAAUGCGACAGGAUAUUUUUGAGGACUGCAGAUUUGAAGCUCCAUCUUAGUGUUCAUAAAGAGGAGAAGCCGUAUUCAUGCUCUGAGUGUGAGAAGAGUUUUAAACGAAAGUCACAUUUAAGAAAACAUCAGAAGAUCCACACUGGUAUGAAAGAGCAUGUGUGCUUUAUUUGUGGGAAGAGUUAUACUACAGCUGAAAAUCUGAAACGCCACCAGAGGAUUCACGCUGGAAAGAAACCAGUUAAACAUAAAAGGACUCUAAAAAGCAAAGGCUGACAUUUAGAAAUCCUAAAGAGGACAUAUGGUCACCCUAUCCGAAUGUUUUAGUAUUUCAGGCCUUUAUUAUUUUGCUUCAUGAUACAGUCAAUAAACUUAUCCAGGCUUACACAGA